CGUCCUAUAUAAUAAUCUUGCAACAAAAUCUUCACACAAUUUAUGAUUGUUUUCGCAAUAAUGGAAAGUACAAUGGAGGUAUCUAUAUCAGACAUCCCAGAAGAAAUUCACAUGUUUAUCCUCAGUCGCUUGGAUGGACAAUCACUAGUCAGAGCCAAAAGAACAUGUAAAAUGUGGGCUUGUCUUAUAGAAAAUUUGGAGAAAUUCUUUGGUAUUUGGCUAAUGUGUUGUUUAAAUGAGAUACCAUUGUUUAUGUUAACUGAAAUAAUGGGAUAUAAUCAAAAGAAAGCAGAUCACACAAGUCUAAUAAAGUCCUAUAAACAGUUACCAUGGAUAUUUUGGCGAGAGAUUUAUGCUGAAUAUAAGAGAGCCUUUACCAUAGAAUGGGCAAAGAUGAAGAUGGCUGAUUUGUAUUAUGAUCAAGCUCACAGUAUGGUUACUUCAUUAGCUAUUAAAGAUGGUAGAUUGUUAACAGGACAUGAAGAUGGUAGUGUGUUCUGUUGGAAGAAUGUUGCAAUGGAAGGUCUUGACUUGAAACUUAUCCAUAAACAUCAGAGGAGGGUCACUUGUAUGGCUGUCACCACUACAUGCACAGAUGUAUCAGAACUUUUGUCCAGUAAAUGUCAUACCUUAAUAGUGACAGGAUCACAAGAUUAUGGCGUGUUUGUAUCUGACAUGACCAAGCCAAAUUCUACAGAGAUAGAUUACUACAACCUACAAAUUAACUCCGUAAGCUGUUUUGGUCCAUACAUUACCUCAGUGGCUAAUGGUAGCUUUGUACAAGGUCAGUCAGUGUGGCAUGUAUCAACUGAAGGCAGCCUGACAGUAACCCAGGAAAGUAAAUUAGAACCACCUGAUAACUAUUCUAAUCCUGCACAUGUAGCAUUAACAGAGGAUAAGGUAUUUGUAGUUGAAGAAAAUGGAGAAUUAUACAGAUGGACAUGGAAUGAUGGGAUACCAAACAAAUCUGUUGUCAUUACAAAUUUCGCUAGUCCUGUUAAAUCUCUUAUAUGUAAAGAUGAUUGUCUGGUCUGUCUUCUUGAAAAUGGUGAAUUAGAAGUCACAGAUUGUAAAGCUAGUUACCACAAAAAGUGGAAUAUUUAUGAAUUAUUACAGAGACAGCCAGAAAGUAUUGCAUGGAGAGGACCUUUAUUUGCUCUGGGGACUAAAGGAGGAGUGGUAUAUAUAUAUUUUGUUAAAGACAUUGAAGACAUGAAAAGUUUGGAUCUCACAAAACCUGCAUCAAAACUAACAGUAGAAGCUGAACAUGUGAAUCAUAUUGCCAUAGGAGAUGAUGGAUCUAGUCCUCUGGUAGCCAUAGCAACAGAACAGUUACAUUUAUCACUGUUUAAAUUCAUAAAAUGGAAAUAGUCAUAAUUAAAGAACAAAUUAGACAUUAAUAUAAAACCAUUUUUAUUUGUACUUUGGUAAUAAUGUUUUGACAUUGUUUAUACCUAUUUUGUGCAAUAUUCAUAGUUAUGUGGACUUUAUAUACUGGGUAAUAAUAGCAAAUACCAUGACUGUCUUUUGUAGUAAUCUCUUUCAAGAAGACAAAUUAUGUAAAGUUUGUGAAUAUUCAACACACAUCGAAUUAUGACAUUAUGCACUGGUUGCUAUUUUUUUUUUGGGGUCAAAGGGGUAACUGUUUAUUUUGUUGUUCAUCUGAUUUUUUUUUCUCUUUAGAACUUGUUGACAUAUACUUUUGUAAAUGCCUUUGGAUUGUUUGUUUUAUGAUAGAUCAAAUUUUAAAGAAUCAACAAUGUAGAGAUGAUUAUAUUCUUCAAAAAUUGUGCUUAAGCAUGCUACAUAUUGUUUCUUUAUAAUUGACAACUUAAUAUAGUGCAAUCGAAUUUAACACUGUUAGGAUAUACUUAUAAUUCUUCAAAACUGGUGCUUGAAACAUGCUAGUUUCUUAAUGUCAGCAUAAAACUUGAUAAGGUCCAUGAUUACAUUGACACAAGAUGAUUUUAAUGUGAAACCAAUUGUUUUCUUGUUCAUCUCAGUAUUUAUUGUCGAAACUACUACAUGAUACACAAUCGUAUUAGGAUCUUUUAGUAUUGAGUUCCUUAUUUUUUUUUACAUGAUGGAAGAAUACAUCAAAAAUUCAGUUUUACAUUCUUUUAUUUGUAUUGUUAGGCAUUCCUAUUUCGAAUGCAGUGUAUAUUAUAUAGUUAGGUUAUUCAAUAAAUAUUGUAAUUCAUUCAUUUUUAAAAGGAAUUCUAUUUUGUUAUAUCAUCUGUUUUUAUCUGAGAAAGAACUUUUGUUACAGGAAUUUUAUUAAAUGCAAUUAUAUUUUUUAUAUCAGAUGUUGAAGAAUCAACAAUGUGGGGUAAUGAUUAAAUCCUUAAAAAGUGCUCCAUACAUGUCAAUUAAUGUCAGCAUACAAACUUUAUAAUGACCCACUAAACAUAGUAUAAAAAUCUUGUAAUUCAAUUCAUAUUAAACCCUGACAACUAAAAAUGUGUACAAUACAAUAAUUUUGAUUUCUCUAAGGAACCAAAUUAAAAAAACUUCAGUGAAAUUAAACCUAUGUUAUCCUCAUUAAGACUAAUUAUGGACUCUUACCUAAACAUUACCUAUAUAUUUUGGUCACCAGUGUUACUUAACAAAUAGGUCAUAUAAAAAGUUCUGAGAAAUCAUGUUAAGGACUUAUUGUAACCAAACUUCGGUAAGAUAAUGUAUUUUUUUAUUCUCUUAACGAUUUUUGGUUAAUUACCAAAUUGGCUUUCUAACUAUUAUUAGAAAUGGAAAAAGAUUGAAACAAGGAUAAAAAAAACUCUGAACAAUAAAAUUUUAAGAACUUAUAACUAUCAAAACAUCAAUUAAAAAAUAUGGUUAUGAUCCUCUUUUAGAAUUGUGGUUGAUGACUAUACAUCUGGCUUCAAACAUGGCCACCUCAGUUACUAAAAAUAGAAAUUUGACAAAAGAUUCAUUGAAAUAAUUUGUAAUCUGGGAGUUUAUAGCUGAGCAUAUUGUAAAGACAAUUGCUUAUUUCUGAUAACCAUAUGCUGACCUCUCAAAGUUUUUUUUUUUGCUUUGUGGGGUUCCUGUCUCAUUGACAUAUGCCCCACAUCAUUUUAUUUAGGGAAAGAUCAAUCACUUCCAAACAGUUGUGAAGUAUUACAUUAUGAUCCUCCAUUAACAUUUUUUGUUUAUAUGACCCAAUCUUCUCAAACAUGGCCAUCGUAAUUCAAAAUAAAAAUUGAAAAUAUUAAAUAAAGUUCAUUUACAAAAAUCUCCUAGACUUAAUACCAUAGCUGGAGCUUAAUCUUAAUUCUUAUUUAUUUGCAAAAUGCAAUGAAGAAUUUCUGAAAAUCCAUUUUAGCUUGAAAUCUUUUGUAGACCAUCUAGGUUUUAAUAGGGUUGUAGAGUGUCCUUUGUUGACAGUGGACAGAUUUUCAGGUAAAAAAUACACGCUUUUUUGAGCUUUUUGUUUAAUUCUAGUCUUAGUUUGAUGCAUUGUCAUUUUUGUCAUUUCUGCGACUUUUGUCGCAGAAAGCUCGACAUAGGGAUAGUGAUCCGGCAGCAGCAGCGUUAACUAACUUCUUAAAAGCUUAAUAUUUCAAAAGGUAGAAGACCUGGAUUCUUCAUACUUUGUAUAUAGAUGCCUUAUGAUAUGAAGUUUCCGUCUGUCAUAUGCCCAUUGUCCUUGGCCUCAUUUUCAUGGUUCAGUGACUACUUGAAAAAAAGUUCAGAUUUUUUGUAAUGUUAAUUUCUCUCUUAUUAUGAGUAAUAGGAUAACUAUAUUUGGUAUGUGCAUACCUUGCAAGGUCCUCAUGCCUGUCAGACAGUUUUCACUUGACCUUGACCUCAUUUCAUGGAUCAGUGAACAAGCUUAAGUUUUUCGUGGUCAAGUCCAUAUCUCAGAUACUAUAAGCAAUAGGUCUACUAUAUUUGGUGUAUGUAAUGAUUGUAAGGUGUACAUAUCCAACUGGCAGGUGUCAUCUGACCUUGACCUCAUUUUCAUGGUUCAGUGGUCAUAGUUUGUGUUUUGGUAUGUUUUUCUAAUACUGUAUGCAAUAGGUCAACUAUAUUUGGUGUAUGGAAAUAUUUUACGAUGUACAUGUCAGUCUGGCAGGUUUUAUUUUACCUUGACCUCAUUUUCACGGUUCAUUGCUCAAUAUUAAGUUUUUGUGUUUUGGUCUGUUUUUCUAAUACUGUAUGCAGUAGGUCAACUAUAUUUUGUGUAUGGAAAUAUUUUACGAUGUACAUGUCAAUCUGGCAGGUUUUAUUUGACCUUGACCUCAUUUUCACGGUUCAUUGCUCAAUGUUAAGUUUUUGUGUUUUGGUCUGUUUUUCUAAUACUGUAUGCAGUAGGUCAACUAUAUUUUGUGUAUGGAAAUAUUUUAUGAUGUACAUGUCAGUCUUGCAGGUUUUAUUUGACCUUGACCUCAUUUUCAUGGUUCAUUGCUUAUGUUAAAUUUUUGUGUUUUGGUCUGUUUUUCUUAAACUUUAAGCAAUAGGUCAACUAUAUUUGUUGUAUGGAAUGAUUGUAAGGUGUAUAUGUCUGUCUGGCAGGUAUCAUCUGACCUUCACCUCAUUUUCAUGGUUGAUUGGCCAAUUUUCAGUUUUCCAGGUCAACUUUGUUUCUUAGAUACUUUAAGCAAUAGGUCAACUAUAUUUGAUGCAUGGAAUGAUUUUAAGGUGUACAUGUAUGUCUGGCAUGGUUCAUCUGAGCUUGACUUCAUUUUCAUGGUUCAUUGGUCAGUAUAGAAUUUCCAUCGUUUGGUCAGUUUCUUUUAUACUAUAAGCAAUAGGUCAUCUAUAUUCUGUGUAUGGAAUGAUUGUAUUAAAGGUGUACAUGUAUUUCCAGCUUUGUUUAUCUGACCUUGACCUCAUUUUCUUGGAUCAUAAAUGUUAAUGUGAUACUUGUAGUAAAACUGUAUAUGUAGGACUAUCAACAUAAAAUCAAUGGUUAGUAUAGUAGCUAGACAUUUCAGCGUUUGCACUCUUGUUUCUAUUUCUCAAACAAUUUCUUUGUCAACAUGCUGAAUUUAUAGUAUGCUUUUUUUCUCAUGGUCAUUUAUUUUCAUUUGAUAUUAUUUAAACUUUUGUUGAUAUUAGACAUAAACAGAAUCAAGGUUCUACAUUUUUUCGAUAAAUUAGACCAAACAAUGCCAUUAUAACACCCAUUUCUUUUUUGCCAACAACUGAUUCACUGACAGUAUACAAUAAGAAAACAGUUUAUUAUAUAUGUACAGAUACAGCAGUAAACCAUAAUAAUUUUUUUUUCAAGAAACAUUGUUCAUUAUUAUUUUAGAAAAAUCUUAUGCAGUAAUUGUGAUGGUAUUAUGUUUUUAUCAUUAUUGAUUUUAUUUGUAUUGAAGAUACAGUUGGAAUUUUUGCACUGUCUAUUUUAUUUUAGAGUCAAAGUUUUUUUAUUGAAUUAAAAUGAAAAAAAUCUUA
This is a messenger RNA of Mytilus californianus (California mussel), 5406 nucleotides long. RefSeq lists its product as uncharacterized. Bases 43 to 1371 code for a protein of 442 amino acids. NCBI's taxonomy places the organism in Eukaryota, Metazoa, Mollusca, Bivalvia, Mytilida, Mytilidae. The record is from RefSeq and is a predicted model, not a curated record. The transcript is spliced from 8 exons. Gene Ontology annotation, molecular function: protein binding.